UUCAUCAUUAUUUAAUCUUAAUUUUUCAAAACCUAUUUAUUUCCUUACAUCAUUUUAAGUAACUGUGUUAUUUAUUUUUAUUAUUUUUAUUCAUGGGUUAAUUGUUCCUCUAGUGCUGACAUAUCAAUAAUCAUAGAAAUUUGUUAAAUACUAUUAUGUAAUGGUUCAGUGCAAUACCUAUCUGUUCUGGAUGCCAAAGACGAUUGGAAUGUAACUUAACAUUUAAAAUCAGAAAAACUCCAACGUAUUAUGAUCUCAAAAUGCCCUAAUUAUUUAUCAAACUCGUAUGUAAGUAAUAAUAAUUUUUAUUCGUUUGAACACAAUAUUAUUCCAUUGAGCUUGCAUAAUCGAAUUUCAUAUAUCAAUAAUUUUAAUAAUCAUCACUGUAGCAGUAUGGACCACAACCACCAACCCCACUACAUUCGUCAUCAGCCUAAUAGUUCGAAAUCUAUUUUGAAACGGAAAUCUCUUGAAAUAAUGCCUACCGAUGAAGACGGUCCGACACCCGCAAUAAAGGCGGACGUCGACGCCGACCCUCGGGUACAACAAUGUUCCUUGAAAACGUUCAACCUCAAGUCAUCGUUCUGCAGGCAGGGCAUACUAAAAAAGCAGUCCUCUAGUUUUGACGAUGAAUCGACGCAGAAACCCAUAUUGAAAAACCGCUGUCAGUCUUGCGAUGAUGAAACGUUGCUUGGCAAUAACUUUAGCGAACUCCAUUCGAUUUUAAAACGGAAGACGAGCGAACCGUCGCCAGAACCGCCGUCACAUGGCAUACUGAAGAGGCGUGGCGAACGCGACGUCCGCCCGCAUCGGGAUCGCUGUCAGGCGGCGGUGGUGGAUGAACCAAACAGAGACUGUCCCAAGCCAAUUUUGAAGAAGAUUUUGUCGGCGGCGGUGGAGGUGGACGAUAAGAAACCGAUCCUGAAGUCUACGCCAAAGACUGACGGUGUGACCAAGUGCGGUUCGUCGACCAAACGACCGUCGGUCGCCCAGAGGAUAUCUGACCUAGAGUCCGGAGUUGUCAGAGAUGAUCCCGGCAGCAUCCGUGACUGUAGACUGCAGCACACGCGUGGCAUCCGGGACCGUACGAGGUUUCGCACGCAGCCUGUGACUCCUAGCGAAAUCAAUGCCGUUAAAAAAACUACUGCUGCUACUACGCACUCGGAAAACGACACUCAGAUCAUAAGAAACGUUUCGACACCCGCCUACAGCGGUCGUAGCUGGGUUGAUAACGAGAAUGUUGUCGGUGUGACCUUGAAGCGCGCCAACAGCGUUUCGGCUAAAACUCGCGAAUUCCAUAGUAUUUUCGAUAAGACCGCUACAGAUACCUGUGUCAUAUCAUCGGAUGUCAACAGUAAUAUCUGCACAGCCAAAAGUAGAUCCUCGAAAUAUAAACAGUGCCAAGAAAAGAAGCUAAAUGCUGCCAAUCGCUACUCGACUCAGCCAGUGACUAACCACGAAUUACAAGAAGCUAAAAAUCUGAACAGUACUAAAUGCAAAAACGACGAUGAUAAUGGAAGAUUGCCAAGAAGGAAAUUAGGAAGCUUUAUAAUGGAUCGGCUUCGUAUAUUUAAUGGUAACACUUGUACUAUUGACAUUGAUAAAGUAGAGGAAAAAGUAUAUUCAAGGAACAAAAUGGCAGAAUCAACAAAAAAUCAAGUCGAAUGUCUUAAAGAACAAUCAAAAGACUGGAAAAACGACAAAACCUCAGAUAUUAUGAUUCAGCCAAAAGACGAGACGAAAACUAUCCUAAAAAAUAAAGUCCCGUCAAAAAACACUCAGAAAAAAUCCACCGAAGUUAAAAUUCAACCUAAAGAUAAGACGAAAAAAAAUCCAGAAAUUAAAGUUCAACCUGUUAAAACUGUAAAAGAAUCCACUGACAGUGAGCGUACUAAAAAUCGUAUUUCUCGAAAUGUAGCUAUAAAUCGAUCAUUCAACAAUAAUUCGAAAUUAGAAUUGCUUAGACAAGAAAAAUUUGGAACCAUGACUAAAGAAAAUGAAGAGUUACCUAAGCCUAAAAAACUAAUAGAACCGUCUAGUGAUAAUACUGACGGCACUUCAGUAGUUAAUGGAGGAUCUAUAAAGGAUAGAUUGGUAGCUUUGAAGAAAAGUGGUCAGAUGGAUUGGCAAAAAAGAUUAUUAAAAAUAAAACCAGAAGAUCACGAAGUGUCCAAUAAUUCAAUAAAUGUAGCCCAAGAUUUACUUCGUAAGCAACUUACUAGAAAAGUUAAGUCUACUGAAGAGCCAGUUGAAUGCAUAGAUAACAUUUUAGUUGAUCGACUUAAUCGGCUAGAAACCUCUUCCAAGGACUGGAAAAAACGAAUUGAACAAAAAGACACCACUAAUUUUACAGUAGCUGGAAAAAUGCAAAAUAAAUCUUUACCACCUCUUACGCCAGUUCUUCUGUCAGUCACUCAGCGUUCCUCAUUAGAAAAAUCAUCUUCUAGUGUAAUGAAAAAAAAAAUAGGUGAUGAGUCUACCAAACAAAUAAACGUCCGUCGAAGUCUUUCAAUGUCUGAUAGUAAGACAAAAUCUUACCUCAAUAACAAGUCAGAAAAAAUACCUUUAGAAAAUGGAUUAAAUAAUAUGGGAAAAGAAAAAAUCGUGAACGUGCCAAUUAUGAUCGAUGAUGAUUUCGAUAAAUUUUUCGGUAGUUCGAUUCAGACAUCUAAUGACGGUCAAAUAGAUAAUGUAGAUUUUGAUCACUUAAAAUCGACACGAUCUGAUUUACUCGUGCAACGAAAAAAGGUUAAAUUUCAACAAAGAAAACACGAGGGGUCGAAAAAUCCAUUGAAAGCAUUAGCAACAAAUCGUGAUCUGGCCCAGCAAAAAUAUACAGAAAAUAAAUCUAAUUUAUUAUUACAACGUAGUUUAGAAACAUCAACUAUCAACACUCCAUUGGCUCGGGAAGCUCUUGCAGCAUUGGCCAGUAAAGAAGAUUUUGCAUCCGUGAAUCUUCGAAAGUCUGGGGAUUCAACUCCUACUCUAUUACCACCGUACAAAGAUUUAAUGCUGUUACACGUAAAAGGCCGACGGCGGGUUCAAACUCGUCUUGUAUCUCCAUCUGCCGAUUCCGUCAAUCAAGGCGAUUGCUAUGUUUUAGUAACGCCUUCACAAAUUUUUGUAUGGAUCGGAGAAUAUUCAAACGUUAUUGAACGAUCGCAUGCCGCUAAAGUGGCUCAAAGCAUUUUUGACAAGAAAGAUUUGGGAUGCAAAUAUGCCAACCAGUUGUAUACUAUCAAUUGUGAUUCUUCGCUGCCUAACAGUCAACACGAAAAGAAGUUUUGGACUCUACUGGGCGUUACAUCUAGUGAAACCUCUUCCAUCAAAGGCCAAGGAGCAGGACACCCAGACGAAGAUGAGCUCUAUGAAGCAGCCAUCGUUUCCACGAACGUGGUGUACAAGGUUACUGAUGAUGAACUCGUGAUGUUACCGGAAAUAUCGGGAACUGUUGCCAAAAUAGAAAUACUAGAUCCCUCAAAAACAUUAGUUUUCGACUUUGGUAGUGAAAUAUACGUAUGGUACGGCAAAAACGUGAACAUCGCCAAACGCAGGCCAGCUAUUCAGUUAGCUCGUCAGCUAUACGACGACGGCUACGACUAUUCGCAAUUCGAUGUCAGUCCAAUCGACGUGGCUACGUGUUUGGGUGACAGAAAUAAAGACACCGUGUACGUCAAAUCAGGAGCAAAGAGGCCUGAAUGGACGCUAUUCGCCAAGAUAACACAACAUAUGGAGACAGUUUUGUUCCGAGAGAAAUUUGCAGAUUGGCCAGAUUAUAGCAGGGUCAUUAGGUCGUCAAAAAAGAGCGAUGAUAAAGAAACAGGAGAACACGACACUACAUGCAUCAAUUGGUCGACCGAAAUCAACGCGAUUGACGCAGACGAGAUGCUGAAAAUGUCCGUCCAUGAGCCUGAUUUAGUUCUGGAAGGUAGUCAUCUCGGUCGUGGAUCAUCGUACUACGACAAAGACACAUUACGCGAGUUCGUCAUAAACACCAUCGGGGUGACUGUAUGGCAUGUCCGAGAAUUCGACAGCACCGAAUUGGAACUAAAAUCUACUGGUCAUUUUCAUAGCGGCGACUCAUACAUUAUCCGAUGGACGUACAACGUUUCUAUCCAAGGUAGAGAACUUAGCGGAUUGCCAUCCCGUCGUAUGGUUACUUCUGGCAGAAAUCGCUGCGCAUACUGGUAUUGGCAUGGUCGUGACGCUACACAAAAUGAUCAGGGAGCAGCCGCCCUGUUGACUGUACAACUGGACACAGAACAAGGGCCGCAAUUGAGAAUCGAUCAAGGUCACGAGCCGCCGGCGUUUUGGAGUCUAUUUAAAGGAACCGCGAUUGUUUACCGUGGCAAGAGAAAUUUGACUCCAAACACUUGGCGUCUAUUCAUGGUCCACGGGGCUAAUGAAAGUGAAGCCCAUUUAACCGAGGUAGUGUGUUCCACGACGCAAUUACGUAGCCAAACGUCAUUCAUUCUUCUCAAUUCUGAAAACGGUAUGGUCUUCAUUUGGCACGGAAAUGGAUCUUCAAAUGCAAUCAGAGAGUUAUCGUUAAAAGUGGCCAGUCGUCUGUCGGAAUUGGACAGAAUUGAAUUAGGACUAGGCGAUGGAGUCGUCCUGCAGGGACCGAAGACUAUUAAUGAAACGAACGAGUCAUCAGAAUUUUUAAGAGCUUUGGGCUGCAAGAACUCUCGUAGACUCUCCAAUCAGCAGUUGUCUCGGCCGGUCGGACAUGGUGCAGGUGACAUGAAACUGUUUCACUUCUCAUCAGUUCUCGGGCAGUUUAAAGCAUCGUUGGUGGCUAGUGCAUACGUGCCGUCGCCGUAUCCAUACUUGCAAGAUCACUUAUACAAUGUCAGCCAACCAGCGACAUUCAUGCUGGACACUGGUGAGGAAUUGUGGCUUUGGCAAGGAUGGUGGCCUGAGACAGCAGUGGUGACAACCACAGAGGAAGAUGAUGAUGACGCGGAGCCCGCUACUUUAACUGCAACAGCACUAAACCAUCGCGGAUCAUCGUCAACCCGACUCCAAGCCGAAAGGCGGGCAGCCAUGCAGACAGCGUUAGAUUACUGGAAACGACGAUACGGCGACAGCGAUGACGAAGACCCGAAAGCGUUCCUGGUGUGGGCCGGGCUUGAGCCACUCCGGUUUACGGACUGUUUCCCGGAAUGGCACGACCGCGACGACAUCGCCGAAAUCAACAUGAAGCACAAUCAUAAGCCUGGCGAGACGCAGCUUGUCGAAAUAGAGUUGGCGCGUAUCACACAAGAAUCCUAUCCAGCCGCUCAGCUACUCCAGCGACCUUUACCCGACGGCGUCGAUCCCACCAGACUGGAGCUCUACUUGUCACCUGCCUCAUUCAAAGGCUUAUUAGACAUGAACAAAACCGAAUUCCUACAACUGCCGAAAUGGAAGCGUACAAAAAUUAAACAGUCUGUUGGUCUGUUUUAAUAUGAUCCGAAAUCACCCACUCGAACUAUAUGUCAUUGAUUUGUGCGUGUGUGUGUGUGUGUGUGUGUGGAUUAAAAAAAAUGUAUUGUGUGCAAUCUUAUAUUUUUCUACUGUGAAUUUUUAUUUAUUACAUUUUAGAAAUACAAUAUAUUUUUUUUUUUACUUAUACUAUGCAAUGAAAAGUAACAAGUUACUAAAACGAAACAUUAUUUUUAUAAUAUAUUUAUAAGAAAUAUUUUUACCUUAAUGUUUUGGUUUUCUGACGUUUAAUAACUUGUAACACUUUUUGUAUAACACGUUUUCAAAGAUACGAGUUGUGUGCUAUUUAUUUUUUACUAUAAUCAGAAUACUCAACAUUUUUUUAUUUAUACAA
Messenger RNA from Rhopalosiphum maidis (corn leaf aphid), 5821 nucleotides. It is a transcript of the gene Svil, whose product is annotated as supervillin. Gene Ontology annotation, molecular function: phosphatidylinositol-4,5-bisphosphate binding; actin filament binding. The record is from RefSeq and is a predicted model, not a curated record. Gene Ontology annotation, biological process: actin polymerization or depolymerization; actin filament severing; barbed-end actin filament capping. Bases 250 to 5448 code for a protein of 1732 amino acids. NCBI's taxonomy places the organism in Eukaryota, Metazoa, Arthropoda, Insecta, Hemiptera, Aphididae. Gene Ontology annotation, cellular component: actin cytoskeleton; cytoplasm. The transcript is spliced from 25 exons.